AAUAUUUGUUUAUUCACAAUGAUAACAAAUUAUUUUUUCAGUUAUGCAUUGGUGCAUGCGUCGCGUAAGACACUGAGCACAGUAAAACCAUCACUUAUCACUGAGUGGACUGAUAACAGCACCGGUGAGCAGCCAGUAUUUCCUGAUGAGCAUUCAGCGGAACAGUUUCUUGCAUUACUUGAUGGCUCAUUUCUGGUAGCAUAUGCUGUGGGUCUUUACUUAGGUGGAACGUUAGGUGAUCAUUAUGAUCCGACAAAGGUGCUUGCUUGCGGUAUGUGGGCAUCUGCAGUUACUGUAUUUUUGUUUGGAAUAUUGAAAUGGUUGCCAUUCCAUUCACCAGCGUUUUAUGCAUUAACGUGGAUAGCAUGUGGCUUAUUUCAGUCUGUUGCCUGGCCGACAGAAAUAUCAAUUAUGGGUAGCUGGUUUGGGCAUAAUAGUCGUGGUGCUGUGUUAGGUCUUUGGUCAUCAUGUGCUUCAAUUGGAAAUAUAAUAGGUACAUUGGUCUCAUCACAUACAAUACAGCUAGGAUACGAAUAUUCGUUUGUAGCAAAUGCAUGUUCGCUUUUCUUCGGAGCAUUUUUCAUUUUCUUUUGUCUCUCACCGCACCCUAUUGAACAUGGGCGAGAUGCUGUAAUAUCUGAUACUAAUGAUGCAGAAACACCAAAGGCAAUCAGUAUUUUCCGUGCUUGGUGUCUUCCUGGUGUUCUUGCCUAUUCACUAGCUUAUGCAUGUCUUAAAUUAGUCAAUUAUUCCUUAUUCUUUUGGUUGCCUUUCUAUCUUCAUGCGCAUUAUGAGUGGGAAGAAUCUGUUGCUGAUGCUUUCUCGACCUGGUUCGAUUUGGGUGGUAUUAUUGCUGCAGUUCUUAUAGGAAUUGCUUCUGAUCAUUUUUCAUCACGUACACCAAUUUUAAUAUUUAUGUUAUUCUUGUCAAUGGGUUCUUUAUUUAUUUAUGCUAAUUCACCGAACGAUGUUUUGGUUAAUUCAUUUCUGAUGGCAUUGACAGGGUUUUUUGUUGGAGGACCAUCUAAUCUUAUUUCGUCUGCGGUAGCUACCGACCUCGGUGAAGCGGGAGAAAUCAGAGGAUCAGCAAGAGCGUUAAGCACAGUUACGGGUAUUAUUGAUGGGACUGGUAGUAUUGGAGCAGGAAUCGGUCAGCUUCUCAUUCCGAAAAUUGAAGCAUCAUUUGGUUGGAUAGCUGUUUUCUAUGGCUUCAUUGUUAUGAUGUUCUGGGCAAUUCUGUGUUUGAUACCAUUGUUAUGGAAAGAAUUAAUUAGCAGAUCACGUCCUCGUUACGUACAUUUACAUACAGGUAGAAGCGAGGAUUCAUCAGAAUCUUAUUCUGAUAACAUCAGUGAUUCAGGUAUAGCUAAGGUAGAAGCAGCAAUAGGAGUUAGGCAUCGUAAUUCGCCAGAUAGUUAA
This is a messenger RNA of Thelazia callipaeda (thelaziosis nematode), 1419 nucleotides long. Lineage: Eukaryota; Metazoa; Nematoda; Chromadorea; Rhabditida; Thelaziidae. The record is from the annotation of a GenBank genome assembly.